UUAUGUUUAAAAGAAACAACAAGUGAUUAUGAACGUGUAGUUACUCGUUUGACAUAACUUUGAUUCUUUUUAUUUCUUAUAAUAUCUGUAAUAUAUGUUUCUUUGUCCGUCUGUGCCCGAGCACGAAAGUGGAACAGUGGGUCGCGUUGUGAUCAAGGUGGACUCGGGCAUGUCCCGGAACGGCUGUCAGCCCGGGGAUCUCUCCGAAAUCGUCGAGUUUUGCGAGAACAACAAGAUACCUGUCCACAGUAUCAUGACCCACUUCGCUCAGUCCUGGGACGACCCUGUCUUCACCAAGGCGCAGCUAGACACGUUCAUGGAGGUCGCGAAACCCUACAGGAAUCGUGGCAUCAAAAUACACGCGGCUAACUCCGGGGCCAUAGUAAAUCAGAUAGGCGUGGACUUGGACUACGUACGACCCGGUAUCUCCAUGUAUGGCCAGGCGCCAGAUACCAGUGAGCUGGGUGUGAGCGCUACUAUGCGGCUGGGACUUCUGCCCGCUAUCAGCUGGUACGCCCUGGCUAAUAAAGUCACCCGCCUCGCUAAAGGCAGAGUGGUCGGCUACGACCAGACAUACAAGUGCACCCAUGAGGAAACUAUAGCUGUGAUCCCCAUCGGGUAUGCCGACGGUUAUCUCCGAUCUCAUAGUAGCGCAUGCGUACGCACAUUGGAUGGAACGCUUUGUCCCGUUGUGGGCCGUGUUUCUAUGGACGCCAUUACAAUCCGAUUACCGGCGGAGGCCAUUUCGUGCCGGGAGUUCUGCCUGAUGCCCAGUGACUUCAACGAGAACAACUCGAGCGUGGCGUUCGCCAGGUACCAGAACACCAUUCCGUACGAAGUUUGCACAAACCUAUCUAGGCGCAUGCCCAGACUGUAUGUCGAGGACGGAUCGGUCAUGUCUGCAACGAACAUUUAAACGUCACAUGGCAAGUGUGACGUCAUCGGUGCUCGAUCGUCCGCUUAGAACAUUUAACCCGAAAAGUCAUUUGUAUAGCGGUCACAUUCUGUGUAAAUAUAAUGCUUCAUGUAGAAGAUGCCAGUCACCAUUUGGUCAUGUUCUCUAUAGUUGCAAAGUGCUGGAAUUAGAUGAAGCAUGUGUACAUAAUUACUAGUGCAUGUUAGUUUAUUUCAGCUACGAAUCAAAAAGCAAAAAAUGCACCAACAUGUUUUAAACUUUUAUACAUGUAGUUAUAUUGCUUUGUCGAUGUUAAACUACUCUUGUUUGUUAGCUUUCUCCACUACUAAAAUGGUUUGCAUACUUUAUACAAUCGUCAAAUGGUGGACGGUUGACGUCUGUUUUUGCGACACUGAACAAUUAACGCAAUUGCUUGUUUCGCAGUGAUAGUAUAUUUGAUGUAUUUUGCAGCGUUCAUGGGUGUUUUUUUAACCUGUAAACUUUGUGUAUGUGCUAUAUUUUCGAGCGCGCUGUAAUAUCCAGAUUUAGCUUACUCAUUUUGAUUUCUAUUGUCGUUGAGAUGACCCCUGUACUGAAAACCUAAA
This is a messenger RNA of Dreissena polymorpha, 1500 nucleotides long. RefSeq names its product alanine racemase-like. The transcript has 6 exons. The record is from RefSeq and is a predicted model, not a curated record. Bases 95 to 916 code for a protein of 273 amino acids. NCBI's taxonomy places the organism in Eukaryota, Metazoa, Mollusca, Bivalvia, Myida, Dreissenidae. Gene Ontology annotation, cellular component: cytosol. Gene Ontology annotation, molecular function: alanine racemase activity; pyridoxal phosphate binding.